UCCCGUCAAGAUGGGAAAUCAGGAGGCAAAGCAAAAGAGAGCUGCGCCUUCAUCGGGUAAUGGAAGCUACCCUUCGCUAAAUGAAGGAUGGAGGGAAGGAGGAGGGGAUCUGACUAAACGGGGAGGCAAGAAACAAGGCAAGCAGGGAGGUAAAGGAACAAACAGCAGUGGAGGAGGGACUCAUGGCACUGGCCCAGGAAAAAAACGAAAUAAAUCUGAUUCCAAAUCUUCAGUUUUUUCCCUCCGAAAAAGAAAGAUAAACCUGAAAGGAAAGGGGGAUACAUGCUCAUCAACACCAGGUUUAAAUGAAGAUGAUUGGGUUUCUCAACAUGAUGAUCUGGACAGCACCAAAACACCUGACCUGUCUGCAGAUGAGCUAGGACACUCAGAUUCUGAGGCUGCAUUUCCUGAAAAGAGAAAAAAACCACAACACGAAAACAGGAACAAAGAUAGAAGUGAAGAGGAAAAGUCACAUGUGCAACUGAAAGCCUCAACAGAAACCACAUCACCCACAGAAGAAGCAGGACAAAAGGGGGGUAGCUCAGGAUCGGACACUGAUAUCUACAGUUUUCAUUCAGCAGCUGACCAUGAGGAUUUACUUGCAGACAUCCAGCUUGCUAUUAGGCUACAGCAUCAGCAGGAACAUGAUGGUGAGAAUGCAAUCUCAGAUGCAGGUGGAGCAGGGGACCUGAAUUGGAGAGCAGCGGAGGAAUGGACUAAGAAAAGAAAUGGGGUGGAAAAAGAAACUCAUCAGGAGGUGCUUGGAAUUACCCCAGAAUUAGAGGUGGGCUCUGAUGCGCUAUCAUUCUUAGAGACAGAAAGUCAUGUUUCUGACAAUCACACAGACUCGCUUCCAAUGCUGUCAAGUAGAGAGACACAUCUGUCCUUUCACAAAGAAAUGAAGGGACAGGGGGAGAUCCAAGAAGGGCUGGGACCACCAAAGCUAAGUAUGAAGAAGAAGCGAGACGGAAAAGCCUUUCUUUGUAUUGCUACAGGCACAAAAGAUCAGCAUGUGGACAUCUCCAUGGCAACUGGAAGUCUGACAGUCAGCCCAAUCACUAUGGCAACCUGUGACAAUUGUUCACCUAUAGUCUCAGUUGACAGUAAAGAGAAAUGUCUGGGAAGGGUGGAGGAAGCAGAGUUCAGUCCCUCUCCAGUCAGCAACAGUAAAAGUACUGAACAUGCAGAUGGACUUAGCUCAGGGGCAAUGUUUGAUGAAGGUGAUGGUCAGUUAGGCUCAGGUACCAGUGCAGAGUCCCCCGAGGACUGUGUUUUGACUGGUUCCAAGUCCAAUCAAUGUGCUGCUUUCUGUAAUGGUUCCUCACCCUCUGACCAGGUCUGCAGCAGGGGCAGCAUCUGCUUUAUCACACUGACUCCCCAGGGGAGCCCAAAGUUGGCAAAGCAGCUCCUCAAGUCCACUCAUUCCUCCAACUUUUAUAGCCAUGUGGUGAAAUCCUACCCCACUAUCUUUCCAUCCUACAUCAAGACCACUACGCGACAGCUCAGCACCCCAGGACACUCCCCAGCUUUAUCUCCUUCCCACAGCCCACUUUCUCCACGGAGAGCCAAUCUUCACAAUCGCAGGAUGGUGGCUGGAGAACACGAAACGCGCAAACAACGGUCACUGAGCCUUACUGGAGCUCUAAGCCGAUCAGCUGACUGGACAGAGGAGCUUGAAAAGAGGCUGAGAAGCAGAGAAGUGGAUGGAGGAGAGUAUCUGACGGGCUACAGAGGAGGAGGCAGUCAACCUAUCUGUGCUACCAGAAGAUCCUCAUGUGGACAGGUCUCCCUCUGUGCUUUUCAGGAUGUCUUCACAGGUCGCACCCUUCUUGAGAAGCUGUUUUUGCAGCAGCAGCAGGAGGAGCCAGAGGAGGCUGAGAGGCUCUGCUCCAAGAUCUUGGCCAUGGGUCUCCUGCUUCCUUUCACUGACUGCUUCAGAGAACAGUUAGGCGGCAGCACGGCUCAAAUUUCAUCCACUGCAUCAGCCAAGUUUGACCAUGACCAGCUGUAUACAUGGGCCACAGUCAACCAGCCGCCACACUCACUGGAUCUACUUGAAGGGAAACUAGCAGGCCAACUCAAGACGCAAUGGUCUCCAUUAAGGCUAGGAGGAGAAAACAGAACUGGUCAUAAAUCUAUGGAAGCAGAUAAUUGUGAAGCUGACUCCACAAGACAAGACAAUGAGGAGAAAUCAGAGGGGGAAUAUGUGCUGCCAUCAAAAAAACUAAAGGAGAAACACAUUGAUGUUAUCCAGCAGCUUGAGCAAACUAUAGAAGAUCUCAGGACUAAGAUUGCUGAGUUGGAACGUCAGCCCCCUCUUCUGGAGGAGAAGGGUAUAAUAACCACCACCUCCACCACCGACAGAGAAUGUGGAGGAGAUGAGAGCCUAUUGAGGUCUCUUUGUGAUGCUCAUCUGCAAACAGAGGCAGGGACUUCUCUGGGAUGCCAGCAGGUCAAGUCAGUGCAGACCUCGCCAAUGGAUGAUGGUUUUAGGUUCAACAUUCUCUGUAGAGGGCUGGAUGGAGGUUCUCUGCCGCCACCAUCCAAUCAAGAUUGUUCAUGUCAACUAGAGCCUUGGACUUCACCUCUUGUGCAUCAAAGAGAAACUGUAAUUCUUCACUCAUGCCUGAAUUUGGUCCCACCUCCUCCUCCACCUUUACCAGGAUUUCCAGACCCUCCUCCCCCCCCACCUCCUCCUAUCCCUGGACUUCCAGGCCCUCCUCCUUCUUCAGGAUUUCCAGGCCCUCCACCUCCACCGCCUCCUCCUUUACCAGGAUUUCCAGGGCCUCCCCCUCCACCGCCUCCUCCUUUACCAGGAUUCCAGGCCCCACCUCCACCACCGCCUCCUCCUUUACCAGGAUUUCCAGGCCCUCCCCCUCCACCGCCUCCUCCUUUACCAGGAUUUCCAGGGCCUCCCCCUCCACCGCCUCCUCCUUUACCAGGAUUUCCAGGGCCUCCCCCUCCACCGCCUCUUCCUUUACCAGGACGUUCAGGCCCUCCACAUCCACCUCCUCCUCCAGGAUGUGGGCCUCCUCCACCACCACCAGGAGCAACUGGCAUACCCCCAAGUCUUCCAGCAACAAUGGGUUCAUUGCCCCCUCCAAUACCACUGGGUUUGUAUUCUCUACCUUUAACUCAGGAUAAACCAGCCAGAAAAGCUGCAGUGGAGCCACCCCAGCCAAUGAAGCCCCUUUAUUGGACCAGGAUCCAGCUACACACAAAAAGGGAUAUUCCUUCUUCACUUGUGUGGGAGUCGGUUGAGGAACCUGAUGUGGACUUUGACGAAUUUGUGGCACUGUUUUCGAAAACAGCAGUUAAAGAAAAAAAGCAGCCACUCUCUGACACCAUAACAAAAUCCAAGGCAAAACAGGUUGCAAAGUUGCUGAAUAACAAGCGCUCUCAGGCUGUUGGGAUCCUCAUGUCUUCCUUGCACCUCGACAUGAAAGAUAUACAACAUGCUGUCUUGAACUUGGACAACAAUGUGGUGGACACAGAGACCCUGCAAGCACUUUAUGAAAAUAGAGCACAACAGGAGGAACUGGACAAAAUUGAAAAGCACAUAAGGUCAUCUAAAGACAAAGAGAAUGCUAAGCCUCUGGAUAAACCUGAACAAUUUCUCUACCAGCUCUCCCUGAUACCAGACUUCUCCAGCAGAGUCUUCUGCAUUCUCUUCCAGUCCAGCUUCUGUGAGUGUAUGUCAUCAAUCACAAGGAAAAUUAACACACUGCAAAGGGUAUGCAAGACUCUCCAGGACAAUGUCUCAGUAAAGAAGAUUCUAGGUUUGGUUCUGGCAUUUGGUAAUUUCAUGAAUGGUGGGAAUCGAACAAGAGGUCAAGCUGAUGGCUUCACUCUUGAGAUUUUGCCAAAACUCAAAGAUGUCAAGAGCAAUGAUGGCGCUAAAAGUCUUCUGUCAUACAUUGUAGCCUACUACCUCCGACACUUUGAUGAGGAUGCUGGAAAGGAGACAUCUGUGUUUCCUCUUCCUGAGCCUCAUGACCUGUUCCAAGUUUCACAGAUGAAAUUUGAAGAUUUUCAGAAGGACUUCAUUCGACUUCGGAAGGACCUCAGAGCAUGUACAUCGGAAGUGGAAAAGGUGUGCAAGGUGUCUGAUGAGGAUAACUUGCAGCCUUUCAAAGAGAAGAUGGAUGAGUUUCUUGCACAAGCUAAAGGUGAACUAGAGAUCCUGGAUGCUCAACUCAGCAGCACUCACAAACUGUUCCUGGAGCUGACAGUGUUUUAUUCGGUGAAGCCCAAAGCAGGAGAAAAGGAGGUUUCCCCCAACACUUUAUUUUCCAUCUGGCAUGAAUUCUCCUCUGAUUUCAAGGACCAAUGGAAAAAAGAGAACAAAACUAUUCUCAAGGAAAGGCUAAAAGCAGCAGAAGAGUAUUUCAGACAAGCCAAGGAGAAGACUUCUUAUAGUGUUAAACCAAAACAUGCUUCUGGUAUUAAAGCCAAGCUUGGUAUGAAGAUUUAACAUCGUCACCCUGGGAGGUCAUGAAAAUGGAACGAGAGUGAAGUGGGUGGCAGCAGAUGAGUCGUCACUCGACAUCAUGUUUGAUUUUUUGAUUAUUUUUAUGCAGUUUGAUUACUUUUGUCAUAUGUUUCAUGAUGUUUGAAUCAAAUACAGUCGGGGUCUUUCUAUCAGCCCGUUAAACACAUUAUUCAUUAGUUCAGAUAUCAACUCACAAUAUAAUAUAGUUCUGAAAUUUUCAUUCAUCAUGUCUAAUAAAGUCUCUUUACAUCUGCAUCAUAAUUAUUAUGAACAGAACUGCUCAGAUGUUUAAGCCUGACUACCAACUGACUAACUCUGCUCUCUUCCAACAGUAUGCUGCCAACUUUUGUUUUACUUUCAUUUUGUUUUGGUUGCACUUUACUACCCUUGUAUCUAAAUACAUCACCUAUGCACAUCAUCUCUUGCCAUAACUUAAGUUUUACCUAAAUUGGAGAAACUUUUUUUUUCCAAGAAAAUAUCCAUGUCCAAAAAAAAAUUAAUUUUCCCUUUUGUUUGAUUUGAAAAUGUUCAACACACCUUUGUGGUGCGUUUCAGCUGUCAGACAUUAUACUUUGCCGAAGAACACUUAUGAACACUAUUCACUUCAUUCCUCCAUUUUUCAUCUGUGAACAGUCUCAGAAUCUGUAGGCUGUAAUAUAGCCACUUACAGGUUUCUGUGCAUUGUGUAAAUCUGUCAGUACUACCGAGUGGCUAUAAGCUGAAUACAAAAAGAAUGGUGGUUUCAGUCCUUGUUGAUACAUCUUGAAACAAUUAAAAUAUAACACUUGGAUUAUGUAUGUCUUCCAAGCAACAGUGAAAGUUACUUUUCAACCCUAGAUUUAAAGAUUACAUGCUGAAGCAUUUGACUUGGGUGUCACCACCACACGGUGAACACAUAAUAUCUGUAAUGCCACAAAGGAUUUGAAAUUAAAAUAAAGCAUGACUAGUGUGAGAAAAAUAUGUAGUGGAGUUGUCAUCAGAAUUAUUUAGCACUAUCCUGUUACAUCCUAUGAAUUUUACACAUUUUAAAUUACAGCCAGUACAUUGUUAUUCUUAUUAAUAUCUCACCCAUUAGCCACAGGAUAUUGGCACCAACAACAUGUUGCAGGCUGCUCCUGGAUCGACCUGUACUUACAGUACAUUUUCUACAAUUUUUGAACUGUGAGACAUGAUCAAUACUAUCAACAUUUCCAAUUGAACUAAGAAGACCGGAGUGACUGGUGGCAAGAAAGGACAAUAUGCCAACACCACAACAUGACAAGGGUGGUAGAUAUAGUCUUGAAUUACUCUCAGUUUGAGUUAUUUAGUGCAAUGUCAGUAAAGGUCACAGGAAAAGUAUAUUUUUUUAGGCUCUAAAAUGUUAUAAACACAAGUAUUGCUCUAAAAAUGAAACUUGUCUGAAACAGGCUUGAUCACUUCAAUUACAUGUUCAAUUCAACAUUCUCAGCUAGACAUGCUGAAUAUGUAUUUUCAGUCAUACAUUUAAAAUAGUAAAUAUUCUUCCAUAACCGGUCUUGGUAAAAUGGAACAAACAAACCAAUCAUUUGUUUGUUUGUCAGUAAUUCAGAUUACUGUCAAACAUAAUCUCAAUUUAAAAUAAAAUGUAGAAAUUUUGUUAUGCAUUUUCACACUAAAAGUCAGGCGCAAUAAAAACAUUAUUUGCUACAAUAUGUACAACAACAAAAAAACUAACAUUGUGAAAAGUAGGGUUUAUUUAAUGUAGCCUUUACUGAUCUUUUCAAGAUUCUACAUUGUUCUGUCCAAUAAAAUUUUAUCUCUAGGACAAAAAAUAAAUGAAAUCAGUGUCUAGCCCUGUCCAUCUACAGCGUUGAACAGGAUCAACAUCUCAUUGUAAACUGUCAUUUUGCUGUAAAGGCUGUGUAGCACUGAAUUAUCUUGGACGUUUCUUUUAAUGUUCCAUAAUGUAGAUACAGGCAUACAGCUUUUCUCAUCAUAAGGUCUCAGUUGUAACCCAUGUCUUGUAGAAUAUGUACAGUGUAUAAAUACCUUCUGUAAAACUCUGCUGCAGAAACCCUGUAAAGGAAUAAAUUGUUGUAUUUCUUUCAAAAUGUCCUUUCACCUUUCUCGAACCUUUAGAGGGGUUUGAUUUACAUUAGUAGGUUUUGUGCACAAUCAUUGCUGAUGCUUUUGUCUUGGGAAUCAAUGGAAUCUACAUUUUGUAAUAUAAAUAGAAAUUGUUAAAUAUUUUCUUUAUAUUUCAUAUUUUAAACAAACUACUGCUUCGCCUGGAAUUAAAGGACAAUCGUUUGGUCAAAACUGAUAUUUAAAAACAUUUCUUCUUCAGCGCAGUUUCCCUUCUUUGAGGCUAAAAACAGAAUCAGUCUAGAACUUAAAGCUACUGAACUCCUAAAGUAGGAAAGGAGGAGAAGCUAUGGGUAAAAAUGAAUGUCCUUGAAAUACUGUCAGCAUCAAGCAGCUUCUAUAUACAAUCUGGCUCUGGUGCUGCUACCAUCUGAGUCAAAUGGUAGAGCACAGGAAGGGCCGCUUAGGACAAAAACUACGUUUUGUCUCUGACACUCUAUUAAAGACAAAAUAUUGUUACGGGAAAACAUUUUCAGUGAAACACUAUUUAAACCCACAACUAGUCCUAAAAACAAUAAUUUCAGCAUACAUUGAUUCAAAUAUUUAAAAUUGUUUAACAUUUAAAUUUAAGAUGCUAAGGAGCUGGCAAGUUUACGUUGUAGAAGUUCAAAGAACAAUAUUUAUAACUUAUUGCUUUUUAGGUUGGCCAUUUCAAAUACUCCCUUCUCCCAGAGUAAAUCUAACACCGAAGCUGUUAGAGGUGCUGAUGUUUUUAGCAACAAGAGGGGUCCCUAGGUCAAAUUCACUGGGAAAUGGAAGAGCACAUACUGCUGCAAAAAAUGCAGCCACACCCUCUUGACCCCCUGCUAAUUUGUGUCCUUAGUCUCGUUUCCACCGGUGAGAAGUAUAUGUGGCAGAUUGCAGGCACAACCCUCUCAGGAUGUUGUAAAGAGGCCUUGAUACUGAAUCAAUCUUUACUCAACUUUUUCUUUCCAUAUUUUACCAAAUCAUGCCUAGUUUGCACCACACACAAUGUGGUAAGAAACCUUUCAACCUCCACUGCUUUGUGAUGAUGCAGUGUUUCAUACUGCACAACCUCUUCACUGUUCUUUAAAUCAUAUAGGCUAUGAAAGCUUAACACUCAAUUCCUGCAAAUUCCUUUGCUACAGUUCUUUACCAUUGUCCAGUCAGCAGGGUUCAGUCAAUGCAAACACUGGCGAAUUGACAAGGAAUUAUGUCUGGGCUGUUCAUGAUUUAGGUUGCUGAACCAGCCAGUUGGAUCCACACAAGCCAGUGCAGACAAGUUCCAGAUCCAGUAGAUGACCUCCAACCAGAUGUCAACCAACAUGACUGCACCCACAGAAGGGAUAGUAUAAAUUUAUCUCCACAGGUGUGUUCAAGUCUAGAAUCCUCUGACACAAAAGGAAGAAAUCCAGAGAUCAGUUUCAACUCUUGCAAGAUCCCAAAAAGACUCGUCGGCAGCUCGUGUGUAAGGCCUGCACAAACUUUCAUCAGCAUCAUAUUCCUUUGAUGAGAGUUGUGGUUGCUGCUGCCAUUGCUUCACUUUUCAUAAAACAAAGAGAUUCGCAUUUCUGAGAAUGGAAAAAAAAAACAAUGUCAGUGGCCUAUGGUUUUUUUAAACCAACCCAGACUCCUCAAGAAAAAUAAUCAAUUUCCUUCACUCUGUGUGCUGACCCAUUAUUGUGACUGAUUGUUACAGCCCCUGGCCUCUGUGUAGGGUUUUGUUAUGCAGGUUCAGCUCUGAUGACUCAUCAUCUCCUGAUUGGCUACCUGGAAGCUGCAGGAACUACACCCCAUUGGACCAGAAGAGAACUGCAAGCCUACCAGAUGUUAAUGAUCCUAUAAAAAGCUCCUGAAAUCAUUUCCUCAGUGGGACAGCUUGUAGGAGGAGGUUUUGCUCCGCUGUUCCCCACCUUUGAUUGUAAUUGUCGUUGACAAUUUUGUAAACAUUUUGUUGUUUGCUCUGCUAGAGCAGGUUGACUUUGGUUUCCUGGACUUCAGCUCAGCGUUCAACACCUUCAUCCCCCAAGACCUGGUGGGCAAACUGGGCCCCUUAGGAAUUAACACCCCCCUCUGCAACUGGCUACUGGACUUCCUCACUGACAGAACCCAGAACAACACCUCCGAUGUCAUCACCCUGAACACCGGCACCCCUCAGGGCUGUGUCCUGAGCCCCCUGCUGUUCACCCUGAUGACCCACGACUGCCGUCCACACUUCAGAUCCAACCAUCCGGGACAACAACGAGACGGCCUAUAGGGAGGAGGUGCAGCAUCUGGUGGACCGGUGCAGUGGAAACAACCUGAUCCUGAAUGUCAACAAGACCAAGGAGAUCAUCGUAGACUUCAGGAAAUCCAGACCCACCCACACACCACUCCUCAUCAAUGACUCAGCUGUGGAGGUCGUCAGCAGCAUCAAGUUCCUGGGGGUGCACAUCAACGAAAACCUCAGCUGGUCUCCCCACAUCUCCUCACUGGUGAAGAAGGGCCAGCAGCGCAUGCAUUUCCUGCGUCAGAUGAAGAGAGCAUCCCUCCCGCCCCCCAUCCUUCAGACCUUCUACAGAGAGACCAUCAAGAGCCAACUGACCAGCUACAUCUCCAUCUGGUCUGGGAGCUGCAGGGCCUCUGACUGGAAGUCUCUACAGAGGGUGGUGAGGACAGGGGAGAAGAUCACGGGGGCUCUGCUCCCCUGCAUCAAGGACAUCGCAGAGAGGCGCUGCCUAUCUCGCGCUCACCAGAUCCUCUCCGACCCCACCCACCCCAACCAUGGACUGUUUUCCCCCCUGGCGUCUGGAAGAAGGUUCCGCAGCAUCUUGUGCAGAACAACCAGACUACUGACCAGUUUCUUCCCCCGGGCCAUCAGACUGCUUAACGCCACGUAACACCCCUCCACACACUCACAAACCAAAUCACCCCCCAUGGACAUGGUCAAUACAUGCACUUUAGUUUAGUUUUUUUCACAACACUGAACCUGUGUAUUUUAUGGCACUUGUAUUGUAUUUAUUUAUUUAUUGGGUAGUAUAAGGUUUUAGCUCUGCUACACUGGUAGCCAAGUAACGACAUUUCGUUGUCAAGAUUCACCUUGAGUUUUUUUUGUACAAUGACAAUAAAGGAAGUCUAAGUUUGGUUGUCUUCACAAGCCAGAUGCUAGUAUUUAGGAGGCUUGCUGCUCCCUGUGUGUGUUUGUUCUUUUUUUUUUCAUUUUCCUUUUGGUUUAUUUGAGUUACUUUAGACUAACUAGUUUGGGCAUUUUGUAAUUUACUUCGCACUUAACCUUUCUUAAUGCUGUCAGCCCCUAUCUUUUGUUUUAAUUGGAUUAAGUUGUAUUGUGUCUUGGUUUUGUGAGAACUUUUUUUUGUAAUAAAUCACCUUUUCAUUA
Messenger RNA from Poeciliopsis prolifica (blackstripe livebearer), 9932 nucleotides. RefSeq names its product formin-2-like. The record is from RefSeq and is a predicted model, not a curated record. NCBI's taxonomy places the organism in Eukaryota, Metazoa, Chordata, Actinopteri, Cyprinodontiformes, Poeciliidae. Gene Ontology annotation, biological process: intracellular transport; actin nucleation. Gene Ontology annotation, cellular component: endoplasmic reticulum membrane; nucleus; actin filament. Gene Ontology annotation, molecular function: microtubule binding.